UUGCGAAAAAAUAAGUUACCAAGCGUCUCGCACUUUUUUCGUCUCGGGACAAGCACAGCAUGGUUUCAAUUUCUUCGGCUCCUCUUUAGCCCCCGGCUGUUGCGUGGAAGCCGCCUCGACUUUCUCACUCACGUUCCCCAUUCUUGUCUAUCAAACAAUUAGCUAAUGACCACGAAUUAUGCAAUAUUAGUGCGAUUAUUUCGCAAUUACUUGAAAUUUGCACCGAAAUUAUUUAACCCACCUAACCUCACUUGUGCGACAGCUGACAAGUGGUGCGCAUGCACCUCUCCACGUAAAAAAUGUCAAAACAUUCCGUGCCUGUUGUUUUGGUACGAAAGUGCUGAAUAUUCAAAAAAAAUAAUGAAUUAUGUAUUGAGCUGUGGAGUAUAAGUGUCUGGAGAUUAAUUAGUUGUUGCGUUAAUUGGGUUAAGAUGGCUCAGGUGAAGAUAGACGAGGAGCUCAAACGUGGUAAAAUCCGGCGUAGCAACGUGUGUAGGCAGUUGCGAGUACUCGCAGUAAUCAUGCUCUCGUUUAUAAGGUAUUACAUUGAUCUCCUGAUUGACAAAGUGUUCGGGUUGUACUACAACUCGCGCGUGCAGCGCGUGGAGAAGCCCCCGAGUAAAAUCGUGCUGGAGAGCGCCACCUCCCUGGCCCGCAAGAUCCGCAAACGCGAGCUAAAGUCCGAGGAGGUCGUCCGUGCCUUCAUCGACCGCGUCCACCAAGUGAACAAGCUCCUCAACUCGGUGGUGGACGAGCGCUUCGACGAGGCGAUCGAAGACGCCCAGAACCUGGACAAAGACAUCGCCGAUGGGAAAAUCACCGAGAAAGAUUUUGACAAAAAGCCAUUUCUCGGGAUACCUUUUACCACAAAGGAAUCGACAGCUUGCAAAGGUCUCUCCAACACGUUCGGCUUGCUCAACCGCCGGCUCCAGAAGGCCGCAUUCGAUGCCCAAGUUGUGCAAGAGAUGAAAAACGCCGGAGGGAUACUGAUCGGGGUCACCAACGUGCCCCAGCUCAACCUGUGGCAGGAGACCUUCAACCCCGUGUACGGCGUCACCAACAAUCCCUACAACACCACGCGGAACGUGGGGGGCUCCUCGGGGGGCGAGGCCAGCAUUAUCGCAGCCUGCGGCUCCCCGAUCGGCAUCGGGACGGAUAUAGGGGGCUCCCUGCGGAUCCCGGCCUUCAUGUGCGGGGUUUUCGCCCACAAGCCCACCUCGGGCCUGAUCUCGACACAUGGGCUCACGUUCCGCACCGGCAAGGAGCAGGAGACGAUGGUGGUGGUGGGGCCCAUGGCUAAGUACAGUGAGGACUUAACCCCGUUUUUGAAAGUCUUACUAGGCGAAAACUCCGCCAAAUUAAAGCUAGAUCAAAGUGUUGACGUGGCCAAAAUCAGGGUCUAUUACGUCACUGACCCGAAGGACCCCUUCGUGAGCCCCUUCCGGGACGAGAUGAACAAAGCAAUGCUGAAAGUGAUCAGGCAUUUUGCCGAAAUUUUGCCCGAAAAGCCCGAAAUGGUCAACAUUCAGGAGCUGAAAUAUGGGGGGAAGCUUUGGCGCUAUUGGAUGACACAGGAGCCAAACACUAACUUUAACCUUGAUCUCGGGAAUCGCGAAACAGAAGUUAAUAGCGUGAUUGAAUUAUUGAAAUUUUGUAUUAGAAUAAGUGACUAUAACAUCGCGGUUAUGCUAAACCUAGUUAAUGGCCUCCUCCCGGCUGAGAAUGCCGAAUGGGUGAGAGAAAUCACUGACACUCUCCAUAAAAAAUUAACGUCGAUUUUGGGCACCAAUGGGGUGCUGAUUUACCCCUCGGCCCCCUUCCCGGCAAGUUAUCACUAUAGCGCGGUCUUGAGACCUUGGAAUAUGAAUUUGUUUGGGAUUUGGAACGCAUUGAAGUUCCCCGUUACGCAGGUGCCUUUGGGGCUGGGCCAGGAGGGCCUGCCGUUGGGGGUGCAAGUGGUGGCAGCCCCCUUUCAGGACCACCUAGCUAUUGCCGUAGCUAAGGAAUUGGAGAAGACGUUUGGCGGAUACGUGCCGCCCUUUUAAAUGAAUAUGUGGGUUUUGGGGGGUUGGGGUUUUACAUGUUGUUAUUUUCCUACUUAAUUUUAUUUAUACAACUGUACGCUUUAAUAAAUAAAAGACAAGUUUUUGGUU
Tribolium castaneum (red flour beetle) is the source of this 2153-nucleotide messenger RNA. RefSeq lists its product as uncharacterized. The record is from RefSeq and is a predicted model, not a curated record. The transcript is spliced from 4 exons. Bases 432 to 2045 code for a protein of 537 amino acids. NCBI's taxonomy places the organism in Eukaryota, Metazoa, Arthropoda, Insecta, Coleoptera, Tenebrionidae. Gene Ontology annotation, cellular component: endomembrane system.